UUUAAAAAAAACCUGCCACACUGACCUUGGCGUUGGCGGACCCUGGAUUUUGAGCCGAAAACAAACGAGAAAAAAGGGGAAGAUCAUGCAAACUCACUCAAAAAGCUGGUUUUUGCCUCAUUCGUUUCCCUUUCUCCCUUCACCGUCGUUCCCUCUACUUCGUACUCAAUAGUCAUGAUAUCCUCAGAACCUUCAUGGAUUCCGCAGGGAACUGUUCUCUGACCACUCUUCUAGUCUUCCAGAACACCAUUAAAGAAGAGUUGAUCAGGAGCGUGCAUGUCUACCGACUGAGGGAUGGGAGGGAAAGCGAGGUUGAAAGAGAGUUUGUAUUUUCUCGGAGCGGCUCAUACGGAGAAAUGCGAGCUACCCCAAUUCUUACAUUACAGAAAUUUCGUGUUUCCGAAGUUUCUGAAGGGUAUCAGAAUGGAGUCUGGCUUUGUGUCUUUGCGUUUCACGCCGAUCACAAGCCUCAAUGUUCCCGCGUUCCUCGGUUAUUAUCAGUCACGAGGAAUCCCAAACUUCAGCUGAUUCCAACAUUGCUUAAUGAUCUUCAUAUGAUACAUGAGUUGAACUGUAAAUCAAAAGAGAAUGAUAUGCUGCAAACCUCUUCUGAUGAAAGAUGCCAAGGAAACCGCAAUGAUAGCCGUCAGCCAAGAAAAAUUUUGCUCCAGGAUCUCAAUUGUCUUCCUUAUCCGGAUGACAUGCCUGAGCCACAAGACAAGGAAGCAGAUGAGGAAAGCUUAGGCAUGUCUGAUUUACCAGGGAAUGAAUCAGAUGAUGAAAGUUUAGACCCAGCUGAGUGGCCAGACAAUGACAUCAUUGACGAAAGUUUACCAGGUAACAUAGAGAAGAAAAAGAGGGCAGCUAGUAAAGAUGUAGCAAGCAUUGGUUUAGCAGAUCUGGUGAAGUACUUUGAUGUGCCAAUUGUAGAAGCAUCAAGAAAUCUAAAAGUUGGACUCACCGUACUAAAGAGGAAGUGCAGAGAAUUUGGUAUUCCCCGCUGGCCUCAUAGGAAGAUUAAAUCGCUUGACAAUCUCAUUCAUGAUCUUCAGGAAGUGGCAGAAAAUGAAGAAAUAGAGAAUGAUACUGCUGUUAUGGCUGUGACAAAGAGGCAAAAGAUGCUCGAGUGUGAAAAAGAAAUUAUUGAGAGGAAACCCUCCGUGGACAUAGAGCGAGAAACCAAGAGAUUCAGACAGGAUGUCUUCAAGAGAAGGCACAGAGCUCGAGCUAUGACGAAACAGAGCUCCAGUGCUUCCAGCUCUUAGAGCCUAAAGGUCAACGAGUGAAAAAACGAUCGUUUGAAAGAUCACUGAAAUCUAUGCAGUUCUGCUUCUAAUAAUUAUAAAAGCAUACAUGUUCCCUUUCACCUGGAGAAAUUGGAAGCUCAGCCAACGCAAGGCAAUUUCCAGUGAGAAAUUGUAGCUGUUUUGGCAAGUUAGUAAGUGGCGACCACACUGUUCUAAAACAGUGUGGGCUUGGACUUAGGGGGUAGUAUUGUCGGAAAGGUUGCUGCUUCACUGGAGUAAAAAUGGCAUAAGUUUCCGUUUCAUUUAAUUCUCUCUACAUAUGUAUGGAUUGUGAAACAGUGGAACUUUUGUCUCUUGGCCUGAUGACAUCCCUUGUUCUCAGAUGAUUCCUUAAUUGUAUGCUCAUCUCCGUUUAUACCCUUCCAUUAAAGUUAAUAGAGAUCGUCACUUUAAUUGAUUUUCGAAGUUGAGCAAAGUGUUGCAUUU
Neltuma alba is the source of this 1733-nucleotide messenger RNA. Its product is annotated as protein RKD5. The record is from RefSeq and is a predicted model, not a curated record. Bases 195 to 1265 code for a protein of 356 amino acids. Lineage: Eukaryota; Viridiplantae; Streptophyta; Magnoliopsida; Fabales; Fabaceae. The transcript is spliced from 5 exons. Gene Ontology annotation, molecular function: DNA-binding transcription factor activity.